Amoebophrya sp. A25 is the source of this 1843-nucleotide messenger RNA. NCBI's taxonomy places the organism in Eukaryota, Dinophyceae, Syndiniales, Amoebophryaceae. The record is from the annotation of a GenBank genome assembly.
AGGACACAAAAAAUAUCAGAAUCUACAACCUGAACGAGGAAAAUAUUCACUCCAGAGCAAUUCCUAGCUUCACUAGACUGAAAGAUCAUUCUAGUACAACGUGACAUGAUUAUCUAGAAGAAGUUCGCAAAAUCACGCCAACAAAUAAAAGGAAACCAAACCAUGGCCACUCCCACUCAACACCACCUGUCUCCGUCUGUGACAUCAAGGAACCAAAAAAAAGUUGUCCUUCGAGACGACGCCUAUUGGAUGCGGCGUGCUGUGGAAGAAGGUGAACGUGGCCGCUUCAUCUGUGCUCCGAACCCUUGGGUGGGGUGUGUUAUCGUCAAUCAGAACCGCAUCAUAGGCCGUGGAUUUCAUCAUGGACCUGGGACACCACACGGAGAGGUUAUGGCGAUUAGAGACGUUCUUCUAGGUCGUGAAGAUGGAGAAGGAAAGAACGAUGGAGAAGAAGGUGGAGAACGAACUGAACAAGAAGAUAAAGGUCGUGGUGAAGCAUUAUUAUCACAUCCUGCCACGACUUUGUACUCGACUUUAGAGCCUUGUCAUGCAGGACCGGGAAAGCGCACACCUGCUUGCGAUGAACUCCUCGUCGCGAAGAAAAUACCGAGAGUCUGCAUUGGUGUCGUAGACUCAGACCCGAUCUUUGGUGGCCGCAAAGGCAUUGACUUUUUGCGGAAAAAUGGGAUUGAAGUCGUCGAAAAUGUCGCUCGUUCGCUUUGCGAGGACUCCUUACGACCGUAUUUGUAUCAACGCAAGACUGGACUGCCUUAUGUGACCCUGAAAGUGGGUUGCAGCUUGGACGCAAAAGUAGCUUGCGCUGAUGGGACCUCGCAAUGGAUAACGUCUGCUGAAGCACGCGCGGAUUCGCAUCUCCGGUUUCGCGCCAGUUCUCAAGCUAUGAUCGUGGGCAGCGAAACGUAUUUGACGGACAAACCACGACUCAAUGUGCGUGUGACAGAAGAAAUACGUGGGAGGUUGGCAGCUGGAGAGGGAGCGUUGGUGCUUGAACCGAGCUUGGAGCACCGGUCAAACUUUACUGGUACUAAAACAGCAACUUCGAGUGCGAAAGAACAGCAGUCUGAGCCACUCUAUCACAACCCUCUUCGCGUUGUCCUGGAUCGCCGAGGCCGAUUAGAAAGCGAGAAGCAACUUACUCCAGGUGACCAGCCUUGGCUUGUUUUUUCGAAACGCGAGUUUUCGGUUACAAAUGCUGAAGUCGUUUGUUUAUCGAAUAGCAGUUUAUCUUCAACAGGAGGAGAAGAAGCAGAGCAACAAGGCUCCUCAUCUUUAGACCAACAAGGAUCAUCCACCCUAGACCAUGCCAAACCUCAGUUAGCUCCACACGCCAUCAAGGACACACUGGCAGUCGAAGCAGACCAAGAGAAACAAGCACUAGCGUCGAUGUUACGCUACCUUGCCAGAGAAAAGAAAGUGAUUCAAGUUGUGGUAGAAGGAGGAGCUGGGGUUCAUGCGGCGUUCCUGCGUCACGAACUCGCACAGGAGUUGGCAGUGUAUCAAGCGCCGUGCCUAUUGGGAGGAAGUGCAAGAGGAUGGACGGACCAAGCGAAAUUAACAGAGACGAUGACAGACAAAAAAGAUUGUUGGAAGUUGCAAAAAAUAACGAGGCUUGGUGCCAGCGAUUUGUUAUUGCAGUAUCUUUGUUCAAGUAAUGAAGUUCUUGACCUUGAGGGAGGGCAAGGUGACAAAACUUGAUGAAGUCCAUGCUAAAAUCUGACUCGAGUGCGCUCAGCGUGUCGCGUUUUACCUUGAACUGUCUAUCGCUGUAUUAGAGCAGGCAGAAGGCUGGUAGUACCAAGUAUUCUGUCUGCAGCUCAUGGGA